This is a messenger RNA of Bombus terrestris (buff-tailed bumblebee), 2335 nucleotides long. RefSeq names its product fizzy-related protein homolog (gene fzr). NCBI's taxonomy places the organism in Eukaryota, Metazoa, Arthropoda, Insecta, Hymenoptera, Apidae. Gene Ontology annotation, biological process: positive regulation of anaphase-promoting complex-dependent catabolic process; anaphase-promoting complex-dependent catabolic process; positive regulation of ubiquitin protein ligase activity. Gene Ontology annotation, molecular function: anaphase-promoting complex binding; ubiquitin ligase activator activity; protein binding. The transcript has a single exon. Gene Ontology annotation, cellular component: anaphase-promoting complex. The coding region runs from base 261 to 1721 and encodes 486 amino acids. The record is from RefSeq and is a predicted model, not a curated record.
CUUGCCUAUCUGUUUUUAAACAUAGCGCUUUGAACUAAGCUUUUCGAUUGGAGAAUCACGUUCAACCUCCUUAUUUCCGCAUCAAAAAUUUUCCAAGUUGACGUUGAAUAGAGAUUCUACGGGACAGUUUGCUCAAUUUCAUCAGUACCGUGUUUUGUAUGAAAAAUGACAAUGGACGUGCAAUUUACGUAAUCUAAAGAAGAACAAUCGUGUAUGGCGAAUAAUUAUGUGAGUAAAUGUGAAAGAGUAGCAUUAAAAAAAUGUUUCACCACGAAUACGAGAAACGGCUGUUAAAGUCAAACAGCGAGAGCCAUAUAGAUAGUCUAGCAAGUCCUGGACUUCACCCAUCAGUAUAUUUUUCGCCAACUAAAAUGAUGAAUAAUAGUUUCGAUCGAUUUAUACCAACACGGUCAGGCAAUAAUUACCAAACAACAUUUUCGAUGAUAUCAGAGAACAAUCGAAAUGGUAUAGUCACAAAGAAGACUCGCGAGAAUGGAGAAAGUAACCGCGAUGGUAUUGCCUAUUCUUGUCUCUUAAAAAAUGAACUGCUUGGAGCAAGCAUAGAAGAUGUAAAAGGACAAUGUGAAGAACGAAGAGUAUUAUCACCAGUGGUUACCAGAAAUCUUUUUAAAUACAUUACACCUACGAAAGACCACACACUAUUAGAUCAAAGUUCACCUUAUUCUUUGUCACCAUUGAGUGCCAAAAGUCAAAAACUUUUAAGAUCUCCAAGAAAAGCAACAAGGAAGAUUUCCAGAAUACCUUUCAAAGUACUAGAUGCCCCUGAACUGCAAGAUGACUUUUAUUUAAACCUUGUUGAUUGGUCUUCUCAAAAUGUUCUCAGUGUUGGUCUAGGUAGCUGUGUCUAUUUGUGGUCUGCAUGUACCAGCCAGGUGACUAGACUAUGUGAUUUAUCCAGUGAUGGUAAUAGUGUAACAUCAGUUGCUUGGAAUGAAAGAGGAAAUCUAGUUGCAGUUGGUACACAUUUGGGCUAUAUCCAAGUAUGGGAUGUAGCUGUGAGUAAACAAGUAAGCAAGUUACAAGGACAUAGUGCGAGAGUUGGAGCUCUAGCUUGGAAUGGUGAAGUUUUAUCAUCUGGUAGUAGAGAUAGGUUAAUAUUACAAAGAGAUGUUAGAACUCCUUGUGUUGUGAGUGAAAGACGUUUAGGAGCUCAUAGACAAGAAGUCUGUGGACUCAAAUGGUCUCCAGAUAAUCAAUAUUUAGCCUCUGGUGGAAAUGACAAUCGUCUUUAUGUAUGGAACUUACAUUCCCUUUCACCGAUACAAACAUAUACUGAACAUCUAGCAGCUGUCAAAGCUAUCGCAUGGUCUCCACAUCAUCAUGGCCUUUUAGCUUCUGGUGGUGGUACAGCAGACAGAUGCAUUAGAUUUUGGAAUACACUAACUGGUCAACCAAUGCAGUGUGUAGAUACUGGUUCUCAAGUUUGUAAUUUGGCUUGGAGUAAGCACAGUUCAGAACUAGUCAGUACACAUGGUUAUUCUCAAAACCAAAUUCUGGUGUGGAAAUAUCCCAGUCUAACUCAAGUUGCAAAAUUAACAGGACAUUCAUAUAGAGUUUUAUAUUUAGCUAUGUCACCAGAUGGUGAAGCUAUUGUAACUGGUGCUGGAGAUGAAACUUUACGUUUUUGGAAUGUGUUCAGUAAAGCACGUAGUCAGAAAGAAAAUAAGUCUGUAUUAAACCUCUUUACUAGUAUUCGAUAAAUUAAUAUAAAAAAAAUUAUGAUAUUAUGUAUAAUACAUAAUAUAUGCACUAUUCUAGUAUUCUGAAAAAUUAUAAGAUAUAUAACGUAUAUAACUAAUAAUUUACAAACAUUUAGUUAUAAGUAAAAACAUUUUGAAAUUUAUUAAGAUUAAGUUUAUAUGCACAGCCUAUUGUUCAUUAAUUUUUAUGUGCAAUAAGUUAUUCAUAAAAUCAUGCCCUUAUAAGGAAAAACAAAGAUCAUAUAUAAUUUUUAUGUAUUUUUCACACAAAUAGUUUUAUGUCCAAAGCGUUAAAAUUUAUAUUUCAAGAAUGCAACAUCUAUUUUUUUAACAUUUUUUAUAUUUUAUCUUAUUACACAAUAUUACAUACAGAUAAUUAGUCAUUUAUAUGUUUUAUUCAUUUUAACAAAAUUCAAUGACUAAGUAUUUAAUAAUUUACUUUAGAUAUACCGUACUGUAAAACAUAAGGCAAAGAAAAUGGAAUAUUAUAGUAUUGUUAUUAAUUUUGAAUUGCAAUAUUGCAGUUUCUUUUAAGGGCAUAUUAUACACUGUGUGUGCGCGCCUGUGUGUGUGUAAGAGAGAGAGAGAGGGAGAUUCCAAAUAUUUAUAAUUUU